AUCAUUCCUAUUCAUGACCCCACUGAUGACUUGGAUUCGGAUACCCCAGUAUACAAAUCAGCAGAACAAACCAUUGAUCAAUCUGAAGUAUUAGGUGAACUAACAAAUCGAACAUCGGAAGAAUUGAUGAAUCAAAUCUACAAUGAAUUUUCA
Messenger RNA from Halteromyces radiatus, 153 nucleotides. RefSeq lists its product as uncharacterized. The transcript has a single exon. The record is from RefSeq and is a predicted model, not a curated record. The annotation marks the transcript as partial. Lineage: Eukaryota; Fungi; Mucoromycota; Mucoromycetes; Mucorales; Cunninghamellaceae.